AAGUAAACUUGAUUAAUUGAUUGAACAGAAAUGAUUAAAAGAAGUGACUUUCCUUUUAAAUGAUGAAACAUUGCUGGUGGGAGAUACCAUCUGACUGCUGCCUCCUAAUUAAAUAAAAAUGUAUGAUAAACUAUUUAACUUUGAAAUAUUGAAGGAAAGUUACAAAAUAUUACUCAAAUAAAUUAAUUUUCUUGUUCCUGAAAAAAAUCAAACCUUGUAUGCUUCCAAAACAAAAUGGAUUUCUCCUUUUGUUGUACCCCUCCUCCUCUAUCAACGUGGUACAGUCCGUCAAGACCAGGUGCAAGCAAUUAGUGCUAAUAGAACUUCUUUUGCUUGGAGGAAGAGGUAAGACUCAUACAGACUCUCUUACGAUAUGUAACAUUGUAAUUCUGAAGAAUGUUGUAGGUUACUUGAUGUUUGGAUACACCAAAGCAUCUGAUUUGCUGCAGUUUAGCUAGUUCUUACCAACCAUCUUAGUCAGCGUACCAGAGUUUAAAGGGAAGGUGACUCACUCCAGAAUUAGACAAAACUGUAUUUGGUCAUUUUCUGUGUAUCAGUGAGUGAUAUUCUUUCACAGGCACAAAUUAUCUAGGUAAUAAUCAUUAGUAUUAAGAUAAUGUUUUAAUAUUUGAAGGUAUUGAGAACUUGUCAAUAGAAAGUCAAUUAUGUAAUACUGUGUACUUCAAUACAGCAUUUUCUCAUACAAUAGCAUCAAAUCAUAUUGUGUACAGCAGAGGUGUCAAACUCAAGUUCUUGAGGGCUUGUGUCCAGCAACUUUUAGAUGUGUCUGUGAUGCCACACGGCUGGAUCAAAUGGGGUGGUUAUCAGCAGGUCAUCAACUUGACUGCACUUAGAAGCUAAUUCAGUCAUAUAAUUCAGGUAUUUUGGACCAGAGGAACAUCUAAAAGUUGCAGUACACUGGCCCUCGAUGCCUGGAGUUUGACACCCCUGGUGUACAGUGUCAUGUUGUUACUCAACAGCACGUUACUCUGAUCUUUGCAGGAGAUGUCAGCAACAAGGUCUCAGAGAGCAAAAAGAAAUCCCAAACAUGAUGCCAGUUAUUAUUGCUCCUUAGGUGAAGAUAAAGAGGGAUUUGAUGAAAAUACAUUAAUUCAUUUAAAGGUCGGGGUGUGUUCAGUUGCCGGUGCUUUCAAAAAGGAGAUUCUUAUUGAGUACAGAGGGGAAGUCAUAAGUAGAAAGGAACAAGAAAACCGAUUGAAAAUUUACCAUGAUGCACUCAAGGCUUUUAUGUUUGAUUUCAAGUUCAAUGGACAACAGCUUUGUGUUGAUGCUGCCAGAGAGGAUGGAUCAUUGGGGAGGCUGGUAAAUGAUGAAGAGAUGAACCCAAACAGCAAAUUGAAAGUUACAAGGGUGGAUGGAAGACCUCAUCUUUGUUUAUUUGCACUCAAAGAUAUUGGUCCUGGGGAAGAAAUCACUUAUAUUUAUGGUGAUUCUGACUGGCCAUGGAGAAGAAAGAUUUCCAAAGAUGAACUGUGUCAGGCUGUUGACGUGGACGCAUGCGGAUCCUGUUCAACUAACCCUCCAGAGAUUUCCAAAGAUGAAAGGUGUCAGGCUGGUGACGUGGAUACAUGCGGAUCCUGUUCAACCAACCCUCCAGAGAUUUCCAUAGAAGAACCGUGUCAGGCUGGUCAUGUGGAUGCGUACAGAUCCUGUUCAACCAACCCUCCAGAGAUUUCCAAAGAUGAGCUGUGUCAGGCUGGUGAGGUAGAUGCAUGCAGAACCUGUUCAACCAACCCUGCAGAGCACAAAGUAAACACAGAGAUGGUAAGGGGAAAGAACUCAACAGAAAACUAAAACGGAAGGACAUAGAGCCCCGCAGAAAAAUGAACACAAAUAAAAAUUCUGCAUCUCUGGAAAGUGCUAGGAGAGCAAAAAAGCAUCCAUGGUCUCCCGUAGAGGUUGCUGCGGUCAUGAGGCACUUUGGUGAACACAUCAAGAAAGGACAACUGGCCACUAUGAUAGAAUGCCAGCAAUGCAAAAAGGCUGAGGAUCCUGCUCUAGCUAGUUGUGAUAUCCAAAACAUAAGAGAUUUUGUGAGAAAUCAGGGUGUAACAUUGAAAGUACUUUCAAUAAAUUAAUCCAGUAUUUCUACUGAUACUAUGAGUAAGUUCAUCUUGUUCACACAAUUUGUUUUAUCUUUUUGAUUUAACAAUAGACCUGUAAUUCAUUUAAUUUUGGCAUUCACAGAUUUUCCUUUAUGUUCACAAAUAGAAUUGUUGCUCUAGUUCUUAGAGCAGAAGGUGCUGUAAAUGCAGUCCACUUUCUGCGUAGUUAUAUUCCAUAUUUCCAUGUUUGGACUUAAUACAAAUACAUUUCAUGUUUGUGUAUGCCGUGGUCCUGAUAAAUAAAGUUGGCCCUGACAAUUACUGUUGGUGUCAUGGGCGGAGCCAAGCACC
Molecule: messenger RNA, 2417 nt
Organism: Xiphophorus couchianus (Monterrey platyfish)
Lineage: Eukaryota; Metazoa; Chordata; Actinopteri; Cyprinodontiformes; Poeciliidae
Product: histone-lysine N-methyltransferase PR-Set7-like
Exons: 9
Coding region: 1006-1815 (269 amino acids)
Biological process (GO): regulation of transcription by RNA polymerase II; regulation of DNA damage response, signal transduction by p53 class mediator
Cellular component (GO): nucleus; polytene chromosome
Molecular function (GO): transcription regulator activity; histone H4K20 methyltransferase activity; protein binding
Source: RefSeq, a predicted model, not a curated record